Molecule: messenger RNA, 897 nt
Organism: Plasmodium berghei ANKA
Lineage: Eukaryota; Apicomplexa; Aconoidasida; Haemosporida; Plasmodiidae
Product: BIR protein
Exons: 3
Coding region: 1-897 (298 amino acids)
Source: RefSeq, a predicted model, not a curated record
AUGAAUGAUGAUCUAUGUCAAAAAUUUGAUCUUUUGAGGAUGCAUUUACCCGAUGAAUUAAGGGGAACCGCAAGAUAUGAAUUUAAAAAAAUUAAUAAUUACAAAAAGUAUUGCCCUAGUGAAAACUGCAAUACUGAUCUCGAAAAAAUUACAAUUGGAUUUUUAUGGUUACUUGAACACUGCUAUUCUAUAUCCAAAGAUAGAAAUUAUAAUGAAAAUAAUACUAAUACAUUUUUCCUAUAUAUGAUUUCAUGGUUUAGUUACCAAUUAAAUCAAAUCGCAGGGAACGGUUCCACCAAAAUAAACGAUUUUUAUACUAAUCAUGUAAUUAAUAAUCGUAAAUAUGAUAAUUUUACAAAUACUGCCUAUAAAUUUACAGAAAUUAAGGAAUUCAUAAAUGAACGAAAAAAUUUGUUGAAUAUUAAUAUUAAAGAUAUGUCUAAAUUUUAUGAUGCAUUCAAAUUAAUAUGUAGUAUGUAUGGUAAUGUUGCAAAGAAUGAAAAAGGCGGCAUACUGUCAAAUAAUGCGAAUGAUUUUGUUAACAAAUAUACAGAACUUAAAGAUGGCAGUAAUAUUGAAGGUACCCUACAUAGUCAAAUAUUGUCUGCUUUAUUAACUGAUUAUGAUAAUAUAAAAAAGAAAUGUAACAAUAUUCCAUCCCUUCUAGAGACAAAAAUAGAACAAACUACUGUAAUAAAAUCUGAAAAUAAUUUUGAACAAACUUCUGCACAAACAUCUAGAGUUACAUCAAGUUCGCCGAUAGGAAACAAAUUAUUUAUAGUUUUAUCGAUAUUUGGUGCAAUAGCAUUUUUUUGGGGAAUAUCCUAUAAGUAUUCGUUAUUUGGAUUUCGGAAACGAGCUCAAAAACAAUAUUUAAGAGAAAAACUAAAAAAAUAA